AAGUCAAUCAGUCAAGUUAAUUGUACCAAGCUAACAAAAUGAAAGCCACUUUCACCGUUGCCGCUGUGCUUUGCGCCUACCUACUGGUCCACUCGGCCGUAGCAUUGCCCGUGUCCUCUUCUUCUUCUUCUUCGUCACCUGCUUCUUCAUCUGAAUCAGGAUCAGGAGAAGUUGUUGCUCAAAAGCCACAGGACCACAAGAAGAGACUGCCCCCAAUUGUCAUUGAUGCUCACAUGAAGGCCGAGGCCCACAUUAAAGUACCUGAGGAAGUUGCCGAAGCUCUACUCAAAUUGCUCUUCAAGUUGCAACAAGAAGAGAAGGAUAAGCUAGCAGGUACUAAGCCCGAGCAGCCAUCAAAGGAUGAACAGCCACAGAGCGAUGACCCAUCAAAGGUAGAGGAACCUGCAUCUGCUGAAGAGCCAGCAUCAGCUGAAGAGCCAGCUCAAAGCCAGGAACCAGCAGCUGAACAGCCAGCUCAAAGCCAAGAACCAGCAGCUGAACAGCCAGCUCAAAGCCAGGAACCAGCAGCUGAAGAGCCAGCUCAAAGCCAAGAACCAGCAGCUGAAGAGCCAGCUCAAAGCCAGGAACCCGCAGCUGAACAGCCAGCUCAAAGCCAAGAACCAGCAGCUGAACAGCCAGCUCAAAGCCAAGAACCAGCUGCUGAACAGCCAGCUCAAAGCCAAGAACCAGCAGCUGAACAGCCAGCAGCAGCUGAGCAACCAGCAGCAGCCGAACAGCCAGCUCAAAGCCAGGAACCCGCAGCUGAGCAACCAGCAGCAGCCGAGCAACCAGCAGCAGCCGAACAGCCAGCUCAGAGUGCACAGUAAAUUGGACUAAGUGAACAGCGAUGCAGUCCGAUUGAAGCCGAAAUAACUGCAUAAUCGAAAGGUCUUAUAAAGAAGCCUCUAGGGGUAGCCAAAUAAGAUGUUUUAUGAAUUUGUGUAGAGAUUUGGAAAUAAAAAAUUAAAAUUGCAAAUAUUA
Molecule: messenger RNA, 981 nt
Organism: Bactrocera dorsalis (oriental fruit fly)
Lineage: Eukaryota; Metazoa; Arthropoda; Insecta; Diptera; Tephritidae
Product: cytochrome c1
Exons: 1
Coding region: 39-827 (262 amino acids)
Source: RefSeq, a predicted model, not a curated record